AUGCUUGAUUCUGCUCGUCGUUGUAAAGUGGCAACUGUCAAUACCUCUGAAAAGAACGAAGUUUUAGAUAACCCAUCGGCAUUACCACUGAUCAGUACGAAAACUCCUCCUUUAGUUAAUUCUACUCCAUCAUCAUAUUUAAACAAACAGGAAUCUUUGAAUUCAACAGCUAGUGAAAAAGUUUCAUUAAUGAAUGCAUUCGAACAAUCAAAUGUGGUUCAACCACUAUUAACUGAUCUUUAUCAAAUAUCAAUGGCCUAUGCUUAUUGGAAAUCCAACAAACAUCAAGAAAUGGCAACAUUUGAUUUGUAUUUUCGAAAAAAUCCGUUUGGUGGUGAAUACACAUUAUUUGCUGGUCUUGAUGAAUGUCUUAAAUUUAUUCGUGACUACAAGUUUCACGUAACUGAUAUUGAAUAUCUUCGUUCAGUAUUACCUACGUAUACUGAAAAAGAAUAUUUUGAUUAUUUACUUGAUCUUGAUAUGAAUGAUGUUAAAAUAUAUGCUGUACCAGAAGGUGAAUAUUUGUUUUUAAAUUUUCUCACUUCAACAAUACAUGAAAUCAGUUCAGUUUAA
Messenger RNA from Rotaria socialis, 573 nucleotides. The record is from the annotation of a GenBank genome assembly. Lineage: Eukaryota; Metazoa; Rotifera; Eurotatoria; Philodinida; Philodinidae.